Molecule: messenger RNA, 1191 nt
Organism: Prunus armeniaca (apricot)
Lineage: Eukaryota; Viridiplantae; Streptophyta; Magnoliopsida; Rosales; Rosaceae
Source: the annotation of a GenBank genome assembly
AUGGACGCACAUCAAUUAUUUGUCUCCAGCAUUUAUUCUCAGUCUCUAAGUGAAUCGACCCAGAAGAUUUUGGGUUGCAGAGAUUUCUUUUCUUGGGGAUUGCCGCCUGUUUUCCAUGGCUAUAGGCACCAAAUUCACCAUCAAAGCAGCUCCAUAGUUGAGGAACCACUUGACCCAUUCUCCCUUGUUUCCGAUGAGCUGUCACUUAUUGCUGACAGGUUGCGGGACAUGGUAGUUGCUGAGGUCCCUAAGCUUGCAUCUGCUGCUGAGUACUUCUUUAAAAUAGGGGUAGAGGGAAAGAGGUUUCGUCCCACGGUCCUAUUGCUAAUGUCAACAGCUCUGAAUGUCACAGUACCUGAACCUCCUACACAGUUGGGAGAGGCUUUGUCAACGGAACUGCGUGCAAGACAGCAAUGUAUUGCAGAAGUCACAGAGAUGAUUCAUGUGGCAAGUCUUCUACAUGAUGAUGUAUUGGAUGAUGCAGAUACAAGACGAGGUGUUGGUUCAUUAAAUUGUGUAAUGGGAAAUAAGUUAGCUGUUUUAGCAGGGGAUUUCCUGCUUUCCCGAGCUUGUGUCGCACUUGCCUCUCUAAGGAACACAGAGGUUGUAUCAUUACUUUCAACAGUUGUAGAGCAUCUUGUGACAGGUGAAACCAUGCAAAUGACUACCACAUCCGAUCAACGUUGUAGCAUGGAAUAUUAUAUACAAAAGACGUAUUUCAAGACCGCAUCAUUGAUUUCAAACAGUUGCAAGGCAAUCGCCAUUCUUGCUGGGCAUACAGCAGAAGUUGCAAUGUUGGCUUUUGAGUAUGGAAAAAAUCUGGGAUUGGCAUAUCAAUUGAUUGAUGAUGUUCUUGAUUUCACGGGUACAUCAGCUUCUCUUGGAAAGGGCUCUUUAUCUGACAUCCGUCAUGGCAUCAUAACCGCGCCAAUAUUGUUUGCCAUGGAAGAGUUUCCUCAGUUGCGUGCAGUCGUCGAACAGGGCUUUGAUAACCCUGCUAAUGUUGAACUCGCUCUUGACUACCUUGGUAGGAGCCAUGGGAUACGUAGGACAAGGGAGCUAGCCACAAAACAUGCAAACCUUGCCGCAUCAGCAAUCGAAUCUCUGCCCAAGAGUGAAGACAAAGAUGUCAGAAGAUCAAGGAGGGCGCUCCUAGAUCUCACCCACAUAGUCAUUACAAGAAUCAAGUGA